This is a messenger RNA of Fusarium coffeatum, 1098 nucleotides long. RefSeq lists its product as uncharacterized. Gene Ontology annotation, cellular component: Golgi membrane. The record is from RefSeq and is a predicted model, not a curated record. Gene Ontology annotation, biological process: regulation of ARF protein signal transduction; regulation of endocytosis. Gene Ontology annotation, molecular function: GTPase activator activity. Lineage: Eukaryota; Fungi; Ascomycota; Sordariomycetes; Hypocreales; Nectriaceae. The transcript is spliced from 3 exons. Bases 1 to 1098 code for a protein of 365 amino acids.
AUGGCGUCCAAGGGCAUGUGGGAGGUUGAUCCUGAGACGCGGUCCAAGCUCGCGACUCUCCAAAAAGAAUCCAAGAACAACAUCUGCUGCGACUGCAAUGCGCCGUCCCCACAAUGGGCAUCUCCCAAGUUUGGUAUCUUUAUCUGCCUCUCCUGUGCUGGUGUGCAUAGAGGCCUCGGUGUCCACAUUUCCUUCGUCCGAAGUAUCUCUAUGGACGCUUUCAAAUCGAGCGAAAUUGAACGAAUGCGACUCGGUGGCAAUGAGGGAUGGAGGACCUUUUUUGAAGAGCAUGAACAGACCAAGAUGAUGGGCAUCACAUGGGAAGAUUCAACUAUUGCAGAGCGCUACAGCGGUGAAGUUGGUGAGGAGUGGAAGGAAAGAUUGAGCUGCAAGGUCGAAGGCCGUGACUACGUUCCUGGUGCGAAGAAGCCUGCCGCUGCGCCUGUGAAGCCCGCCUCACGAACUGGAACCCCCAUGAGUGGCAGCACAAACCGGAACGAGAGCCCCUCGGCAGCAUCAGGAGGCAAGGUCAAGGUGGACGACCAAUAUUUCUCAAGGCUUGGAGCCGACAACGCGGCACGGCCCGAUCAUCUGCCACCUAGCCAAGGAGGAAAAUAUGCUGGUUUUGGAAGCACGCCUGGACCUAGUCAGUCGGAUAAUGACCUCGGCUUUGGAGAUUUCCAAAAAGAUGCCGUGGCGACUUUGACUAAAGGUUUCGGAUGGUUUACGUCGACCGUUUCAAAGACCGCCAAGACGGUCAACGAUGGCUACAUCCAGCCCACUGCUAAGCAGCUCGCCGAGGGUGACUUUGCUAAGCAAGCUCAAUUAACAGCUUCUGCCUUCGCUAAGCAGGCUCAAGCAGCAGGCAAGAAUGCCCAGGAUGGCUUUACCAGAUUUGUAGAGGGACCCGAUAACCAAAAGAGCCGAGAUGCUCCCUUGGAUGAAAGCAAGAAGAGCUUCUGGGACGAAUUCUCAAACUUGGCCGACCAGAGACAACCUGCCAAUAACUCUAUCGGAACGAGUGCUAUGGGUAUGGGUAAGAAGAACACAACAGCUCCUCCACCAAAGAAGCAGGAUGAUGGAUGGGAUGACUGGUGA